UUUUUUUUUAAUAUUCAUGAUAAGGCCCAAUUGGCAAACAUUUCACUGUACUAAUAAUCAAAAGAAAACAACAAAUAAUAAUAUGAAAACGACAAAAAGGAGGGCAUUUUCAGAGUCAACUGAUUUUAAUGACAAUAAUAACUAUCAACGUUUUAAACAAAUAUGGAAAUUAUUAUCACCAUUGCAUCAGCACCAUCCUCAUCAUGAUCAAUCUCAGGCAUCAUCAACAAAGUCAUUAUCCAUUACCAAAAUAGUGAAUUCAAACCAGUUUAGGAUUUCUUCUUCACUACCUUCUGAAAUUGAAUUUAACAUGAUACCAGACAACGACAACCACGACAGUAACUAUGACAACAAGAGUUAUAUCGACCAUCUUCGUCGGCAUGAUGCUAUUGUUAUGCCUUCAACAAAUGAUAAUAAUGAAAAAGAGGGGUCGAGGAAUAAGUCUUUCAGUAAUGAGCAUGGCGAUAUUAUUACAAAGCCAAAUCUUCGCACAAAGUCUUUAUCAGACACGACAACCACACUGCCUACUUUAUCAUCAUCAACAUCCUCAUCCUCAUUUAAAAGUCGAUUAGUAACCAAGCGUUAUAAUAGGCGGAAAAAAGCGGGCAUUGAAGGGAAAUUUCAUAAAGAUGUGAUUGGUGUUACUUUUCUUGAAAUUUGUCAUGCAAAAGACUUGCCACCAGAAAGAAAUUUGACACGUACAAGUUUUGAUAUGGAUCCAUUUGUAGUUGUUUCGUAUGGUACAUCUAGCUUUCGAACGAGUGCAGUUCGACAUAAUUUAAAUCCUGUUUGGAACGAGAAGUUAUUUUUCCAUGUUCGACAUCAUGAAACUAAAUUUCAUUUAAAAUUUACAGUCUACGAUCGAGAAAAGUUUUCAGGAAAUGAUCUUGUAGCUUGGUGUCAGGUGCCACUUCAAGACAUUAUCUUCAAUAAUAAUAAGGAUAAAGAAUCAAAUGAUAUGGAUCUUCAUACAUUUCCUUUGCAGAUGGCUAAUUUUGACAAAUGGAAACAUAAACGUCGUCCUACCUUAACAAUCCGCGCAAAGUUUAUGCCCUAUGAUCAGAUACGAAAGAUGUUUUGGAUUGCUCUAGCAAGGACAUAUGAUGUAAAUAAUACAGGUUCCUUGACAAAACUUGAGGUUCAAUCCAUGCUCGAGACAAUUGGCUCUACUAUCUCUGAAUCUACUAUUGACAGCUUUUGGAUCAAGAGAGGCAUGGAUCCGAAUAAAGAAGAUAAUAAUAAAUUGACACUUGAUCAGCUUGUGGAAAGUUUAGAGGAUCAUAUGCGAUCUGACGAUGAUGAGAUAUUUGAAACAUCGGUAGUAGUAACACCUGAUAGUUAUAAACAGGGAAUAAAAACAGACGAUGAUGAUGAUGAUGAUGAAUUACUAGAAGACAUUCAAGCUGGUAUUGUAAAUACAUCUAUAGGUAUAGAGGAGGAGAAGAUAGAAAAAGAAGAUGAGGACGAGGACGAGGAAGAAUACGAGGAAGAUGACGAUUAUGAUGAUGAAUGGGCACAAAACAAUGAUUGUGACAAUGACGAUAUCAUUGAAGACAUGGAAAGAGUAAUGACAUUAGAUGAAGAGGAUAAUCAAUUGGUAUAUACUAUUCCAAAUUCAGUUCUAUUUGAUUAUUCUUCUUCUCUGAUGCCCUCUAUUAUGGAACCAAAUCUCGACUUGGGUGAAGUUUUAAUAAAAGAGGGAGAUAAGAACAGAAUGUUAAAUUCACUUGAUUCUACUAUACCCAAAUCCAAUAAUAAUAAAUCAUCGGAUAUUCCUAGUUUACAACAACCAUUCUUAGCCAGUUCCACUAAUACUCUAUCAUCCGCUCGUCGACGUAGGGGUACUGAAAAAGUAAUUCGACUUAAAGAAUGCCCUAUCUGUCAUCGACCCAACUUGUCGAGAAAAACACAAAUGGAUAUCAUUACUCAUGUAGCAACAUGUGCUGCCAAUGAUUGGACAACUGUAGAUCGAUUCUUAAUGGGCAAUUUUCUGACAGAAGCAUAUGCACAACGAAGGUGGUUUGUCAAACUUGUUCGUAUAGUAGGUUAUGGUAGGUACUCCCUCGGAAAGGCUAAUGCAAAUAUUAUUGUGCAAGAUAGACGUACAGGACAAUUGAUUGAAGAAAAAAUGCUUGUCCAUGUACGACUGGGUAUGCGACUUGUUUAUAAGGGAAUGAAGACAGGUAUUCAAUCAAGGGGAGCGCAACGGAUCCUAACCAACUUGACCAUUCGACAAGGCCGUAAUUAUGAUUCUCCCAACUCAGCAAAGGAAAUACCAGCGUUUAUUAAAUUUCAUAAUAUCCAAUUACAUGAAGUAUGGAAACCUGUCUCUAGCUUUAAAACAUUUAAUGAAUUCUUUUAUCGAAAGUUGCGUCCUGGAUCAAGACCUGUAGAUUCUCCUGAUGACCCCACAGUUGCUGUUAGUCCUGCUGAUAGUCGUAUGACUGCAUUUGAAUCUGUAACGGAAGCAACACGUUUAUGGAUUAAAGGACUUGACUUUAGUUUAAAGAAAUUGUUAGGUAACAGCAGUUCAAAUGCUGAAAUCUUUGAAAGAGGCUCACUUGCUAUCUUUCGAUUGGCCCCUCAAGAUUAUCAUCGAUUUCACUCUCCGGUAGAUGGCGUGAUUACUCGAAUCAAACAUAUUUCUGGGCAAUACUAUACUGUAAACCCGAUGGCUAUUAGAACAACAAUUGAUGUAUUUGGAGAAAAUACACGUACAAUUAUCUGGAUGGAUUCUGAAGAAUUUGGUCAAGUAGCCAUUGUUUGUGUAGGAGCUAUGUUAGUUGGAUCUAUUAUCAUUACAGCUAAAGUAGGCUCAAAACUGAAACGCACUGAUGAAUUAGGUUAUUUUGCUUUUGGUGGUUCUACUUUGAUUACUGUCUUUCAAAAAGGGAAAAUAAGUUUUGAUUCUGAUUUAUUAGAUAAUUCAGAUAAGGCUUUGGAGACUUUGGUUCAAGUUGGUAAUCAUAUAGGUGUACUUCCUUUACAAUAAAUUAUAUAUUAUACCCCCCUUCUCUUAUUUUAUGUACAUGAUUUAAUAUUUAUUUUCUUUUAUUUACAGAAAAAAAAAAUUCU
Messenger RNA from Cokeromyces recurvatus, 3075 nucleotides. Its product is annotated as phosphatidylserine decarboxylase-domain-containing protein. Gene Ontology annotation, molecular function: calcium ion binding; phosphatidylserine decarboxylase activity. Gene Ontology annotation, biological process: phospholipid biosynthetic process. The transcript has 6 exons. The record is from RefSeq and is a predicted model, not a curated record. NCBI's taxonomy places the organism in Eukaryota, Fungi, Mucoromycota, Mucoromycetes, Mucorales, Mucoraceae. The coding region runs from base 17 to 2992 and encodes 991 amino acids.